Molecule: messenger RNA, 540 nt
Organism: Echinostoma caproni
Lineage: Eukaryota; Metazoa; Platyhelminthes; Trematoda; Plagiorchiida; Echinostomatidae
Source: the annotation of a GenBank genome assembly
AUGCGCAUGAUAUUUCAUACUGUGUUGCCAGUGAUCAUUUUCAUUGCGCUAGUGAACGGUGCAAAACACUGGACGGCGGGAGAAAGAGUUCAGUAUUUACUCGCAGGUUACGAUCCGAUUGGACGUCCCAUCCGUAACGCCACACACAUCAUCCAAGCCACAAUCGAUGUUGUGCUUCAACAAGUGGUUGAUUUGGACGAGAAAAAUCAGAUCUUGCUCACUUCUCUGUUGAUCCAACUUAAGUGGCACGAUGAAGUUUUGGAUCAUCGAUUGCGCAGUUUGAGGGAUUUAAUUGCAGAAACGGAAAAAUUUACAACACGCGUGAGAUCCGAUUCCGGUGAGGAUAUUUCCGAUGUAGGCGGGCUUAGUUUUGUGCUUCCACCCGAUCGAAUAUGGACCCCAGACUUGUACGUGUACAAUAAUGCAGCAGAUGGGAAAAAAGGCAUGCUGAAAGUGGAUGAGAGUCGACUACGUGUUAACAGACGAGGUAAGUGCAAUUUAUUUUCUUCUAUAACGGAUAUGACAACCGAUCUGGUCUAA